Molecule: messenger RNA, 1471 nt
Organism: Galleria mellonella (greater wax moth)
Lineage: Eukaryota; Metazoa; Arthropoda; Insecta; Lepidoptera; Pyralidae
Gene: Gem2
Product: gem-associated protein 2-like
Exons: 4
Coding region: 326-1081 (251 amino acids)
Biological process (GO): spliceosomal snRNP assembly; spliceosomal complex assembly
Cellular component (GO): nucleus; SMN complex; spliceosomal complex
Source: RefSeq, a predicted model, not a curated record
UUUUGGUUUGACUACUACUUUACGAAAAAUAUUAAAAUAUGCUUUUCUCUUUGUUACAUUCUAUUUUAUAUAAUUUUUUAACCUACGAUUAUUACCUUCUUUAGACAUAGUCUCUCUACUCUGUGAUUACCUUGUGGAUAUUGUUUAUCAAUAAGCUACGAAUGUUAUCUGCUUAUUCUAGAUCCAGUUUAUAAAUUAAAUAUUGAAUACUUGAAUUCUAAGUCAAUUUGUUUCUGGUUUCCUGUUUCUUCGUCUAUGUGGUAUGCAGGGAGUAACAUAAUUUUAUAUAAAAUUAUACAAUACGUUUUAACGUAGGAAGUCGAAGAUGUCAUCAAAUAAGUAUAUUUAUAAAGCUACCAGAAGUAAUGACGACGACGCAGAAACUUUAGUAUCACCAUGCUUUCACGUAGGUCCUGAAGUCCAGCUGAAGGAGGUUCCAACAACAGGCGAAGAAUAUUUAUUAAAAGUUAUAAAAGAACGCCAGAAUUAUUCUACUAUCACUAAAUGUAAUAAAGAUUAUUCAAAAUUUUCUAAAAAUCAAUCUUGUUUUAUUGAAGAGACGAAACCUGCAAAAGCACCUGACAAAUUAAAACCAACCAUAGAAUGGCAAAACAUUCAAGUGGCAGACUUUUCUGAUGUUCGAAUGUACCUAUCUCGUAUACAAACAAAGAAAACUUUAUGGCCUAGUGAUUUAAAAAAAAUAAGUGUUGAACAUGAUAGUUUAAAUGGGUGGAAACAGUUUUUUAAUACAAAUGAACCCACAUUAACAUGUGUCCUUGGACUAAAACAUACUCUACUCGAUCGUGGACUGGAAAUUCUGACAGAAAUAUUAGAAGAAGUAAAACCUGGUUUCACUGUAGAUUAUAAAACUGGUCAAUGGAUAUAUGCAUUUUUAGCUUGUACAAGACAACCUCUACUCUCUGAUACUAUAAGUAUAUUGAGAAAUUUAGCCAGAAAAUGUGCAGAAAUAAGAUCAUGUAUCAACCCCGAGGAAGAAGAUGCUCCAUUCGCUGUAACACCAUUAAAUAUAUUCAUUUGUUUGGUAGCAAGAUACUUUAGGCAAUAUGACUUGGCAGAUUGAUAUGUAAACUAUUUAUAUUUAAACAAAUUGAUUUAUAUUUAAUAAACAGUUUACAUUUCUAAAACACAUACAUUUAUUCCUUCUUAAAGAUAUGUAUUAUGACAUUUUAUUAAUGAAUUUGUAAAUCUGAAUUAAAAUCUGUAAAGACACAUAACAUGCUACUAUGGAAAUUUCAAGUAUUUUCUUUAUGUUCUGCAUUAUGUGAGAAAAAGUCCUAUAUAAAAUUUUAUGCUUCUGUCUAGACCCAUAGGUUCGAGCUAAGUAGGGGAGAGAUUGAGAAUGAAUUUUAUUAAGUAGACUAUAAUAAGGAUUCUUUAGUUAAAUUUUAGAAUGAUAUGAUUAUGUAUGUCAAAUAUUUUUGUAAUAAUAAUAAAACUUUGAUUAUAUUUC